Molecule: messenger RNA, 2085 nt
Organism: Aspergillus pseudotamarii
Lineage: Eukaryota; Fungi; Ascomycota; Eurotiomycetes; Eurotiales; Aspergillaceae
Product: GPI-anchor transamidase subunit GAB1
Exons: 5
Coding region: 111-1382 (423 amino acids)
Biological process (GO): attachment of GPI anchor to protein; protein localization to cell surface
Cellular component (GO): membrane; GPI-anchor transamidase complex
Source: RefSeq, a predicted model, not a curated record
GGACAAGCUGGAGCAACCGACGAACCCGAACAGUUCCCCAGGCCAAUUUCACCGGCCCUGUUGACCCCGUUCGGCUAUGUACUGCACACGGAAUAUUUCCAGAUAGUGUCAUGCCGGUUGAUCGAAGGCAAGCAGCUGUAUUCGCGGGCGCAUUCGCCCUGCGGCUUCUUCUCUUGGUCCUUUUCCCGUCGCUCCCCGACUUAUUGACCGGAAGAGUUGAGGUAUCGACACCGGUCAGCAGCUUCAAACGACUUCAGGAAGGUCUUUUUCUAUACACACGGAAUGUUUCCCCUUAUGACGGCGGCGUCUUCCAUCAGGCGCCGCUUCUUCUCCCUAUCUUUGCUUUGCUUCCGAACGCCCGAGAAUUUCCCUUACCGACCGCCUUUUUCUACUCAUUGAUCGAUCUCAUAAACGCGAACGCUUUAAUCACGAUAUCCGAUUCUGGACAGGCAGUCUCGGGGAGGUUAUUCUCAGCAUUGCGGAAACAUAUCAGAUGGGAUGGGGUUUCUAUUGCAGCAUGGUUUCUGUUCAACCCGUUUACUAUCGCAACAUGCCUGGGCCGGUCAACGAGCGUCUUUACCACCACCGGGAUCCUAUAUGCACUGUCAAGUGCCGUCGGCGGAAAUAGUCUUAACGCUAUGCUUUCCUUAGGAUUUGCGUCAUACUUAUCGAUUUACCCAGCCCUCUUGUUCAUCCCUCUCGUGCUUCUCUGUUAUGACCGACGUGCUCAAGGACCAAAGCCACCGUCUGGAGUCGCCAUCUUCGCCGUACAACAUAUGGCAAUCUUCUUGUUUAGCAUAGCCGGUCUACUUGGAAUCUCUUGCUUAAUAGUUGGAGACUUCUCUCAGUUUAUCUCUGCGACAUAUGGCUUCCAAUUACUUGUUCCUGAUUUAACACCUAACGUCGGCCUUUGGUGGUACUUCUUCAUCGAAAUGUUCGACUCGUUCCGGGAGUUCUUCCUUGGGGUUUUCUGGCUUCAUCUAGCGGCAUACGUUGGGGGACUAACCGUACGGCUGCGGAGGCAACCUCUCUUUGUUAUCACGUCUCUGUUGGGAAUCUUCGCUGUCUUCAAACCUUACCCUAGCAUCUCGGACGCCUCGUUAUACUUCGCCCUUCUGCCUCUAUAUAGGCAUCUUUUCCCUCUAAUGCGCUACACUUUCUUCGCGGUGUCAGCUCUUUUGUAUGCCACACUUUUGGGCCCCGCGUUCUAUCACCUAUGGAUCUAUGCCGGCUCCGGCAACGCCAACUUCUUCUACGCCAUUACCCUGGUUUGGAGCUUAGGGCUAUCGAUAUUACUGGCAGACACCAUUUUUGCCGUGCUCAGAGAUGAGUGGGAGCAGGAGAAUCCCGAAAUGCGAGGCAAAGAGGCUAGACAAGUUUAAGAUAUGGUAUCAUUAUCACAUAUGAAUACAGCAACCCUGAUUGCGAACACGGUGGCGUGUAUCAAUAUUUUCCAGACAGUCAUCACCGUUUAGACCGCAGCGACUUAGACAGGAUCAUAUAGUCCGGCUCCUUCACCAUUCCGUUUCGCAGUACGCGAGGUGGUGGAGAAAACUCGUCCUCGGUGAACCCAAGCUUAUAAUAAAAACUUACUGCUUUGUCAUUCGAUCUGAAGACAGUCAGCAUCACUUUUACCAGGCCGAUACGUCGCCCGAUGUUCGCCAACCGUAUCAUCAGCUGCGAACCAAGUCCCUGGCCUUGAGCCUCCGAGGACAAGUGGAUUUCAUAACAGUAAACCACCUCUUUCCCAUCCUCGUACGUGACCAUAAACGAGGUAAACCCUAGGAAUUGUCCGGUGGGGGAUACAGUGCUCCCUUCCCCUUUUUCCAUGUUCUCAGGAGUUGUUUUCGGACCCCGUCGCAAAAUCAAAUAUCUCAUAUCAGGCAGUCGCAUCUCCUUCAUUUUUUUCUUCGGAGACCAUCCCCAGCUAGACCCUUUGUAGGCAUCUGAAGACGUUUCUUCAAUCAAUCUAAAGCAAGCCUCAAAAUCCGCAUCCGGAAUAGAAUCAGCGGUGUAAAUAUCGAGCGAGUAAUGUAACUCUUGCUCAUUUUCCAACGCAAUCGUGUUUUUAGUAGGGCUUCUCCG